AUGAAAUCGUUUGUCGUCUUAUCCACUCUUGUGGCCAUCACCUGCGCCGCGCCACAAUUCCAAGGACAAUACCAGCCACAGGACAGAUACCCAAACCAGGUGAUCCCUAUCCUCAGACAAGAGCAAACUAUCAACCCUGACGGCUCUUAUCAAUACAGCUACGAGACCGGCAAUGGCAUCGCAGCACAAGAACAGGGCUACCUGAAAAACGUCGGACCUAACAAUGAAGGAGCUGAAGUUGCUCAAGGCUCUUUCAGCUACACUUCUCCUGAGGGCAUCCCAAUAUCUGUAACUUAUGUCGCUGACGAGAACGGUUUCCACCCCGAAGGCGCUCACCUUCCCACCCCUCCCCCAAUUCCUGAAGCUAUUCUUCGCUCUCUGCAGUAUAUCGAGUCCCAUCCUCAACAGGCUCAGCCUACAUACCAGCAACAGCAGAAUUUCCAGCAGAAACCUUUCGGACAAGCCUUCCGCGGUUAA
Messenger RNA from Arctia plantaginis, 477 nucleotides. NCBI's taxonomy places the organism in Eukaryota, Metazoa, Arthropoda, Insecta, Lepidoptera, Erebidae. The record is from the annotation of a GenBank genome assembly.